Messenger RNA from Fibroporia radiculosa, 636 nucleotides. RefSeq lists its product as uncharacterized. The record is from RefSeq and is a predicted model, not a curated record. The transcript has 2 exons. Lineage: Eukaryota; Fungi; Basidiomycota; Agaricomycetes; Polyporales; Fibroporiaceae. The coding region runs from base 1 to 636 and encodes 211 amino acids.
AUGGUCUCAUCCCCCUUGAAUCCUCUCGAGACAGACAUGCACCCGCUUCAGAUCUAUGCUCCUGUAUUCUCUGAAGAAGACAUCUUUCUGGGAGUUAUUCCUCAACCCCCCUCCGAGGAACUGGCAACUUUGCAGGAUGCUAUCGCGUUCGGUCGGUGGCAGUUUAACAAGUCUGGCACGGACGACUGGGCUAUAGUACCCUUAAGACCUAUUGCUGGACUGACAAAUGUGACAGUGCGCAUGCUUCAGCUGGCGAAUUCUGUGAUCAUGCGAGGAAACAGAUAUCCAGAUGGUCAUGAUAGCAAGUCAUCUCAUGAUUUGACUAGAGGCCUGGUCAUGUACAGAGACAUGACACUGGGUCCCAGAAACGGACCUAUUAUUUAUUGGAACCUCACGGGAUUAGGUGAUUCGUUGUCUGAGCUGCAUGACAAGCCAAUACCCCGCGAAGAUGUCAUUGAUCCUCGCGUAACGAUCAACACGCUCAAUCUCCGAAAUGUGUACAAUCUCAUGGCAGCAGAAUUCGAGAAAGUCAAGCACGAAGCGAUAGAGUUCAAGUUGUCCAGUCAGGGCUCUGUCGGACUUGGCCGUGGUAUCCCUCGCAGGCGAGGACGACCGCGCAAAAGUAGGUGGACAUAG